AUGUACCCUGCCAAGAUGGCUCUGUGCCCUCCCCCUAGUCCUCUGGUACCGUCCAAGCUGGCAGACAUGCUACGUCAGUCGAUUGCACCGCAAUUUCUCGAGGUCAUCUGCAGUGGCCCGCCGAAUCACAAAGCCACAAACCCAUCAGGUGUGACUGCUCCUCGUCGCUACAUGCGGCGUGACGCUUGUUUCAUGAGUUGUACAUCGGGAACUACUGUUUCGCUAGCCAAACAUUGCAAAUUCUACAUGGCCCUCAAUGACCCGGUGCCUGUCCGCUAA
Messenger RNA from Bipolaris victoriae FI3, 279 nucleotides. RefSeq lists its product as hypothetical. The record is from RefSeq and is a predicted model, not a curated record. Lineage: Eukaryota; Fungi; Ascomycota; Dothideomycetes; Pleosporales; Pleosporaceae. The transcript has a single exon. Bases 1 to 279 code for a protein of 92 amino acids.